AGAAGUGAAAGAGAAAGGGUGAAAAGACGAGACUCCGUGUCUUUACACGUAUUAACUUCAGUAAACUCGAACGGACACACAUUUUGAGUAAAUGAGAGACGGUGAACUCUAAAAUGAGUCAAAAGAAGAGAGAAGAUGAGGAUUCUGCCUCUGAAAUGAGUUCUGCAUCUCCUGGAUCAAGCUGUGUGUCUCUGAAGAGUGACUGGUCCAAGAUAAAACCUCAUGACGUCAGUGAUGCAUUAGUGACCUCUGACCGCUGGAGGAAGACACUAAGAUCAGAGUCUCCAGAACCCAGUGGUGUUUCUCUGAAGAGUGACAGAUCUAUGGAUUUUCCCCCUCAAUUGAGUGAUGAACCAGAGACCUCUGACCCUCAGAGGAAAAAGAAACGUGAGCUGAUCACACCAGUGCCCCACACUACAUCCAACUAUCAGACUUACACUAUACAGGACAAUACUGAAGCACAAACACUAAAGACUGGAGACCUGCAGAGAGUCAAAGACCAGCACAAAACCAGCAUGAAGAAUAAAUAUGAGAGAUUAUUUGAGGGAAUCACACUCCAAGAGAACCAAACCCUCCUGAACCGGAUCUACACCCAGCUUUACAUCAUAGAGGGAGAGAGUGAGGGAGUGAAUGAAGAACAUGAGGUUUUACAGAUGGAGAAAACAGCCAGAACAAAACACUCACAACACACUCCAAUCUACUGCAAUGACAUCUUUAAAGAGGAGAAAGAGCAAAUCAAGACUGUUCUUACUAAAGGCAUCGCUGGAAUCGGAAAAACCGUCUCUGUGCAGAAGUUCAUUCUGGACUGGGCCGAGGGAAAAGCCAAUCAGGAUGUAGAUUUCAUGUUUGUGCUUCCAUUUCGAGAGCUGAACUUGAUCAGAGAUCAUCAGUACAGUCUUCACAGACUUCUGCUGGACUUUCAUCCUGAACUUGAAGAUCUGGAGCCCAAGAUUUAUGAGGAGUGUAAAGUUGUGUUCAUCUUUGAUGGUCUGGAUGAAAGCAGAAUCACACUGAUGUUUUCAGACGCUCAGAAAGUUUGUGAUGUGACUGAGACUUCAUCAGUGGCUGUGUUGAUGUCAAAGCUGAUGAAAGGAGAGCUGCUUCCCUCUGCUCUCAUCUGGAUCACCUCCAGACCAGCAGCAGCCAAUCAGAUCCCCUCCAAAUACAUCAAGCGUCUGACAGAAAUUCAGGGAUUCACUGAGCCUCAGAAGGAGGAAUAUUUCAGGAAGAGAAUCAGUGAGCAGCAUCAAGCCAGCAGAAUCAUCUCACACAUCAGAAGAGCAAGAAGCCUCCACAUCAUGUGCCACAUACCCGUCUUCUGCUGGAUCUCAUCCACUGUGCUUCAGAAGCUCCUGGAAGAAGAUCUGAGUGCAGAAAUCCCUCAAACUCUGACUGAAAUGUACAUCCACUUCCUGCUGAUUCAGAUCAACAUGAGGAAUCAGAAGUAUGAAGAGAAAGAUCCAGAGAAACUCCUGCAGUCCAACAGAGAAGUGAUUGUCAAACUUGCUGAAGUGGCUUUCAAACAGCUGAUGAAGGGCAAUGUGAUGUUCUAUGAGGAGGACCUGAUUGAGAGCAGCAUAGAUGUCUCUGACGCCUCAGUGUAUUCUGGGAUUUGCACUGAAAUAUUAAAGGAGGAAUCUGUGAUUCAUCAGAGGAAAGUCUACAGCUUCAUCCAUCUGAGUGUUCAGGAGUUUCUGGCUGCUUUCUAUGUGUUUUACCUUUAUGUAAUGCAGAAUGUGGACACAUCUCGUUUUUUAGAUGUAAUUCAUAGUCUGCAUAAGGAAGCAGUAGAUAAAGCCAUCAAGAGUGAGAAUGGGCGUCUGGAUCUGUUCCUGCGGUUCCUGCUGGGCAUCUCACUGGAGUCCAAUCAGAGACUCUUACAGGAUCUACUGACACACACAGAGAAGAGCUCAGAGAGCAUCAGGAGAAGCACACAGUACAUUAAAGAGAAGAUCAGAGAUGGACAUGGACUCUCCACUGAAAGAUCCAUCAAUCUGUUCCUCUGUCUACUGGAAGUGAAAGAUCAGACUCUGUCCAGAGAGAUUCAGGAGUUUGUGAAAUCAGACAAACAGUCAGAGAAGAAACUCUCUCCUGCUCACUGCUCAACAAUCGCCUACAUGCUUCAGAUGUCAGAGGAGGUGCUGGAUGAGCUGGAGCUCCAGAAAUACAACACAUCAGAUGAGGGCAGAAGAAGACUGAUACCAGCCGUCAGCAACUGCACAAGAGCUCUUCUUGCUGGCUGUAAUCUCUCUGCUCAGGAUUGUGAAAUUGUGUCGUCAGUUCUUCAAUCCUCAAACUGUGUCCUGAGAGAGCUGGACCUGAGUAACAAUGACCUGCAGGAUUCAGGAGUGAAGCUGCUCUCUGAUGGACUGAAGAGUCCAAACUGCCAGCUGGAGAUACUGAGGUUAUCUGGCUGUAUGGUGACAGAGGAAGGCUGUGGUUUUGUGUCUUCAGCUCUGAGUUUAAACCCCUCACACCUGAGAGAGCUGGAUCUGAGCUACAAUCACCCAGGACAAUCAGGAGUCCAGCUGCUCCAACACACACUGGAGGAUCCACACUAUACACUGCAGAAACUCAAUUUGGAUGAUGGAGGACGUUUAAGGAUCACACCUGGACUACGAAAAUAUGCCCGUUUUCUCACACUGGAUCCAAACACAGCACACACUCAGCUUGUAUUAUCUGAGGAGAACAAGACCGUGUCUCAUGUGAAAGAUCCUCAGCCGUAUCCUGAUCAUCCAGACAGAUUUGAGAACUGUGAGCAGGUACUGUGUAAAGAGCCUCUGACUGGUCGCUGUUACUGGGAGGUGAAAUGGAGCGGCUCUGGUCUUAUUGCAAUAACAUAUAAAGCAAUUGACAGAAAAGGUGGGAUUGACUGUCGGUUUGGGCUCCAUGAAAACUCCUGGUGUCUGUACUGCUGUGAUACGAAUUACAAUUUCUGGUCCAAUAAUAAGAACGUUGAUGUAUUUGGUCCUUCAGCUCGUGAUAAUAGAGUAGGAGUGUAUAUGGACGUGCCGUCCGGCUCUCUGUCCUUCUACAGUGUCUCUGACACAAACACACUCACACACAUACACACAUUCAACACCACAUUCACUGAACCCCUCUAUGCUGGAUUUUUGGUUUAUCCUGAAUCUUCCGUGUCCCUAUGCUAGAGUUAACACACCUAAGAGAAAACUAACAUCAGAAAUAGUCAAUGUGUAUAGUGGGAUAAAGUCAGAAUGUAAUAUAUAUCUUUCUGAGCUGCAUUUCAUAUAUUUCUGUGUGAUAAUGAGCACAGGGUGAGACAUUUCAGGCUUAUUUGUUUAUAUCGAAAGCAAGAAUAGAAUGGAUAAAUGAAUGAUAGAGAGAGAGAGAGAGAGAGAGAGAGAGAGAGAGAGAGAUUACACAUGGUCUGCUUUUCUCAAUCUCGUGUGUAUUCUGAUUUCUCCUCUCAUUCAUUUAUUUUUAUCUUUAUAGCACUUUUUUACAAUGCAGAUUGUGUCAAAGCAAUUUAACAUGUGAAAUUCUAGUCAAUUGAAACUGUACAGUGUAAUGUACAUAUCACUGCUGAAAGACAAAACACUGAAGAGCAGAUUCACAAACCAAGCAAGCCAGUGGCGAGGAACAAACUUCAUCAAUUUACAAAAGUCAAAGUAAAAAAAACCUCAAGAAAAGAGUUGAUUCAGCUGGGCUUCAGUUCUCCUCUGGCCAAACGUCCUGUGCAGAGCUGCAGUCUAGGCGCCGGAGACUGGAGAACGCUGGACGUCCAUUAUGUAGAAGCUGCAGGAUCAAUGCGGAGACUCAUCUGUCACUGGGGUCUUUCAGGAAUCAGUCUCAUGCUCUCCACUCCUCCAUGACCGUCGCAGCAUCAGCUCAGGAUACUGGCUGGAUUACUGUAUAGUUAAACUCUACAUUGCAAAUACUGCAAAUAUACAGUUUAAACGUGUGGGAGGCCGAAUGGAGCGGUUUGGUUCAUGUAGCAGUGACUUAUAAGAAGAUUGAGAGGAAAGGUGGGAUUUAUAUGCUCUUGAAUCGGUAUGUUGUGUACACACUCAUGCAUGCUUAUGCAUUAAUAUAAACAUUUUGCAUUUCAUAACUUUUACAUUUCAUAUUUUUUUGCCUCCUGAUUUUGUCAUUUUGAAGAGGGUCUAACUGCAGGUCACUGGUGUUGGGUGUCUUUAUUGUGUGGGUAGAGACUUGUGUUCUUGUAGAAAGCUCUUUUAGAUGUCUUCAAUGUUUCAAAGGAUCCACAGACUAACAUUUAUCCAUAUAGACCAUAGGUGUUCUACUCUGGAACACCUUCAUUAUUUGGAUCAGAUGUGUUAGAAUAGGGUUGGAGCAAACCUGUGCUGCUGCCCUCCAGGAAAUGAGUUUGAGACCCAUAAUAUAGACUGCAGGAACUGUUACAUUUUGCUUGGUGUUUGUUUUCCCUGCUCAUAAUAUUAGACAAGUGUAUUCUGCUAUCCUGAUAUUAUGCUGUAAGGUCAUUGAGAUCAUUAUUUUUAAAAUGUCAGUGAUUUAUUAUUUAUUAUUAUUAUUAUUUUCAGCUAUUGUUCCAUUAGUAAGUUCACGUGUUUUUAGACUUUUCUUUUUAGCUGUUUUGUGUUUGUAAAAACAUCAUGUAAUGUAAUGCCAGAUUAAUAAUUGCAGAUUAAUGAUUAAAUCUGUCUAACUGUAAUUACAGUAAUAAAAUAAGCUUCAGAUCAAGUGCAAGUAACAUAUCAUGCUAAUUGUAAGCACUAGGUAACUGUUUCUGUAAUAAAUCUCUGGACAUGGUGAAUCAUGUUUACUGUGGUCAUGUUACAUCAGGUCAGAUUCAGGGACACUAAACACAGAUAAAGCAGUGCUGAGUGUUCAAUCAUGUAGACAGAUAGAAACAGACAGGCAUCAUGUGCGCUCACAC
Molecule: messenger RNA, 4879 nt
Organism: Danio aesculapii
Lineage: Eukaryota; Metazoa; Chordata; Actinopteri; Cypriniformes; Danionidae
Product: protein NLRC3-like
Exons: 8
Coding region: 114-3149 (1011 amino acids)
Molecular function (GO): protein binding
Source: RefSeq, a predicted model, not a curated record